GCCGCGGACCCCGCCCCCCUGCGGCGCCGGAGCCGACGCCCGAGCGCCGAGCGGGGCGCGCGGGUGCGGGACCCCGAAGACGCGACCAUGCCGGGCGGGGCCGAGGCCGGGGAGGCCGAGGAGGAGGCCGGCGCGGGGUCGGGGUCCGAGGCGGAGGAGGAGGCGCUGUGGGAGCGGAUCGAGGGCGUCCGGCACCGGCUGACGCGCGCCCUGAACCCCGCCAAGCUCACGCCCUACCUGCGCCAGUGCCGGGUCAUCGACGAGCAGGACGAGGAGGAGGUGCUGAGCACCUACCGCUUCCCGAGCCGCGUCAACCGCACGGGACGCCUGAUGGACAUCUUGCGCUGCCGGGGCAAGAGAGGCUACGAGGCGUUUCUGGAAGCCCUGGAAUUUUACUACCCCGAGCACUUCACGCUGCUCACCGGCCAGGAGGCUGCCCAGCGCUGCUCCAUGAUCCUGGAUGAGGAGGGCCCCGAGGGCCUCACCCAGUUCCUCAUGACCGAGGUGCGGCGGCUGCGCGAGGCCCGCAAGAACCAGCUGCAGCGCGAGCAGCAGCUGCAGGCGCGCGCGCGGGCGCUGGAGGAGGAGCGCGCGGCGCAGGAGCGGCGGCUGCGGGAGCUGCAGCAGGUGCAGGAGCGCUGCCAGCGGCUGCGCGAGGACUGGGAGGCGGGCAGCCUGGAGCUGCUGCGCCUCAAGGACGAGAACUACAUGGUGGCCAUGCGCCUGGCGCAGCUCAGCGAGGAGAAGAACUCGGCCGUGCUGCGCAGCCGCGACCUGCAGCUGGCGGUGGAUCAGCUGAAGCUCAAGGUCAGCCGGCUGGAGGAAGAGUGUGUCCUGCUGCGCCGCGCCCGGGGGCCCCUGCCCGCCGCGGCCAGCGCCACGGACGAGCGGGAGAAGGAGCCGGACGACGGCCCCGACCUGGUGUCCGAGCUGCGAGCAGAGAACCAGCGGCUGACAGCAUCCCUGCAGGAACUGCAGGAAGGCCGGCAGCAGGAGGCGAGUCGGCCCGGGGCCCCCGGCUCCGAGCGCAUCCUGCUGGACAUCCUGGAGCACGACUGGCGGGAGGCGCAGGACAGCAGGCAGGAGCUGUGUCAGAAGCUGCACGCCGUGCAGGGCGAGCUGCAGUGGGCCGAGGAGCUGCGCGACAAGUAUCUGCAGGAGAUGGAGAGCUUGCGGCUAAAGCACUGCACGCUGCAGAAGGACUGUGACCUGUACAAGCACCGUAUGGCCACCGUGUUGGCCCAGCUGGAGGAGAUCGAGAAAGAGCGCGACCAGGCCAUCCAGAGCCGGGACCGCGUGCAGCUGCAGUACUCGCAGAGCCUGGUGGAGAAGGAUCAGUACCGCAAGCAGGUGCGCGGGCUGGAGGCCGAGCGGGACGAGCUGCUGACGUCACUCACCGCGCUGGAGGGGGCCAAGGCGCUGCUGGACGCGCAGCUGCAGCGCGCGGUGGGCGGCGCUGGACUCACGGCCUGUACGUCCUUCCAUUCCCUCUGCUCCAAUCACAGCAGCACCUGGAGCCUGAGCGAGUUCCCCUCCCCCCAGGGGGGCCCGGACGCCUCCGGGGAGUCGGCCAUCACGGGGGGCUCCGAGCCCCACACCUCGGAGGAGGCCACGGACAGCGAGAAGGAGAUCAACCGUCUGUCCAUCCUGCCCUUCCCGCCCAGCGCUGGCUCCAUCCUCCGGCGGCAGCGUGAGGAGGACCCCGCCCCCCCCCGCAGGUCCUUCAGCAGCAUGUCCGACAUCACAGGAAGUGUGACCCUCAAGCCCUGGUCGCCUGGCCUGUCCUCGUCCUCGUCCUCCGACAGCGUGUGGCCACUGGGGAAGCCGGACCUGCUCAACAGCUCUUUGGCCAUCCGCGUGUCCGGCCGGAGCCCCCCAGGAGGGCCUGAGUCCCAAAGCAGGGGUCCUGAUGGCCUGUCUCUCCUGGCGGACAGCUGGUCUGGGGCCAUGGUGCGGAGGGUGAUGUCGGGACCGGGAUCUGCCCGCGUGGAACCCAGAGAGCCCCGGGCAGAGGCUGGCCUGGAAGGGGAGCUGCAGCAGAGAACCUUGACCUGGAACCAGACGUCCACCCUCCCCUGCUUGCUGGACUCCAAGGCCUACCAGUCCUUCCACGAGGCCCUGGACGCCUGGGUGAAGGGGGCGGGCACCGAACCCUUCUACAUCCGCGCCAACCUCAGCCUGCCCGAGCGCGCCGACCCCCACGCGCUGUGCGUGAAGGCGCAGGAGAUCCUGCGGCUCGUGGACCCCGCCCACAAGCGGAGGCAGGAGUGGUUCUGCGCGCGGGUGGACCCCCUGACACUGCGGGACCUGGACCGGGGCACCGUGCCCAACUACCAGAGAGCCCAGCAGCUCCUCGAGGUCCAGGAGAAGAAUCUGCCCUCCGGCCGGCACCGGGCCCCCCGCAAUAAUCUGAAGAAGCGAGCCCUGGACCAGCUGCGGCUGGUGAAGCCCAAGCACACGGGGGGCACUGCAGGGGACGCCCCCGAGUCGCUGCUGCUGGAGCCGUGUGCGGAGCCCCCGCAGAGCCUCAAGCCCUACAGCCUGGUGCGACCCCUCCUGGUGCCCGCCCUGCGCCCGGUGGUGCUUCUCCCCGAGUGCCUGGCGCCCCGGCUCAUCCGCAACCUGCUGGACCUGCCCAGCUCCCGCCUGGACUUCCAGGUGUGCCCGGCAGAGAGCCUCUCGGGGGAGGAGCAGGGCACGUCCUCGGCCCCCGGCGCCCCCAAAGCCCGGCCGGCCACCCCUGGACUGGGCAGCAGGAUCCGCGCCAUCCAGGAGUCUGUGGGGAAGAAGCACUGCCUCCUGGAGCUGGGCGCGCGUGGCGUGCGGGAGCUGGUGCGGAGCGAGAUCUACCCCAUCGUCAUCCACGUGGAGGUGACAGAGAAGAACGUCCGGGAGGUCAGGGGCCUGCUGGGCCGGCCAGGCUGGCGGGACUCGGAGCUGCUGCGUCAGUGCCGGGGGUCCGAGCACUCCCUGUGGGGGCUGCCGUGCUCCUGGGCGCAGGUGUCGGCGCACGCUUGGACCCACGGCGAGGAGCUGGCCAAGGUGGUGCGCGGCCGCAUUCUGCAGGAGCAGGCGCGCCUGGUGUGGGUGGAGUGCGGCAGCGGGGGCGGCGGCGGCCCCGGCUGCAGCGAGGCCUGAGCGGGGACCGUCCCCGCGGGCACCGGCUCCCAAGCCCCUCGGACUCGGGGACUCUCGGGCGGGGGGGCGCCCUGGCUUUCCCGCCGUUCCUGUUCUUGCUGCUC
Molecule: messenger RNA, 3242 nt
Organism: Sorex fumeus (smoky shrew)
Lineage: Eukaryota; Metazoa; Chordata; Mammalia; Eulipotyphla; Soricidae
Gene: CARD10
Product: caspase recruitment domain family member 10
Biological process (GO): regulation of apoptotic process
Source: RefSeq, a predicted model, not a curated record